AUGCGGCGACGGCGGGCGGGCGCGGCGCGGAGGCCGGGCAGCCGGGUGCGGCCGGCGCGAGGCGCUGCCGGGGCAGCCGGACGGCGGGCAGGCCGUGUCCUGGGGUGCGGCGCAGCGCACGGCCGGGCAGCCUUGACGCGGGCAGGAGGGCGCGCGGCCGGGCGCAGCGUGACCGCCGAACGAAGCGCGGAGCAAAGGCUCCGUCAACACGCGCGCGCAUGGUGUGCCGUGUGCGGGAUCCCGCUGUCAAGCAAGGGCUCGGAUCAUGGACUAUCCAUGUUCAUGGAUUUCCUUUGUACAGAAGAAUUGAAGAGGCAGUUAGAGAUCGAGAGAUUUGUGGCCGUGGCCGGACGGCGCGAGGUUGCGGCUUGGAAGCGCUUCCGCCGCGUUAGCGGGUGCCACCACGCCGAGCCAAGGGCUGUUGCCCUCGAACUCGCGGGCGAGCGAUGCUGUAGCCAGGGAACCGUCGCACCGAUCGAAUCGCUCCGCCGGGAGCGUGCUGAUAACGUGUUUAAAGAACUGAGAGAGACGGGAGACCGAGAAACCAUCGGCGGCGCGGCGCUGGAGCUGGCCGGCCGCGCGCUCCCGCCGGCGUGCCCCGCCGAGGUCACCCUCCUGCUUGUGCGCGGCGCCGACGGCAACGACGAUGCGCCAGCUUACGCGAGUGCGGACCGCGUCUCGGCCGCCGAGGGCGCGCGGUUCGAGGUGUACGCCGGGGAGGAGGGGCUCGCGGCGGAGGGCGCCUUCGCGCGGCGCAAUGGCGGGUGGCGCGUCGAGUUCCGCCGGCCGGCCACGUCGCGCUCGCGCGUCGCGGAGGUGCUGGUCCUCGCGGAGGGAGGCGUGCUCAUAAGAGCCAGGGCCAGGGCGUCGGCGGCGGGGAGGAUGGGGUGCGCCACGCGGCUGGAGGGGAUACCGGAGGAGGAGGAGGCGGGGCCGUGCGAGUGCGGGGCGUGCGGAGACGAGUGGGAGAUGGUCGGCCACACCGACGACGAGUUCAAGGAGCACGCGGAGGAGGUGGAGGCGGAAACGAUGCGGUGGGCGCUGGAGAUGGGCGCCUGGGCGGUGUGCGUCAGGGUCGGGCUGCUCGCCACCGCCCGCCGGUUCAGCCGGAGGCGGCCCGCGCUCCGGUGAUCCCGCCAAGAGUCAAGUGUACGUGUUCGCCAGGAUUUUGUAGUACGUAGCCUCCUGUUUCUUAAGAAGUUCUCAAGAUUGUAGUAUGUAUAUACACGCGAAUCAAUCAACAGUCAAGACAUCAGAUGCCAUCUUACAAAUUGUUCAUGAGUUGAUCCAUACAUCCAGUUGAAUUCUCUGCGUCAGUCGCCAUACAAUCUGAAUAAGAUCUGAAGCCUUGACCUAGCUAUG
Molecule: messenger RNA, 1362 nt
Organism: Triticum aestivum (bread wheat)
Lineage: Eukaryota; Viridiplantae; Streptophyta; Magnoliopsida; Poales; Poaceae
Exons: 3
Coding region: 1-1131 (376 amino acids)
Source: RefSeq, a predicted model, not a curated record